Molecule: messenger RNA, 3043 nt
Organism: Zonotrichia albicollis (white-throated sparrow)
Lineage: Eukaryota; Metazoa; Chordata; Aves; Passeriformes; Passerellidae
Source: RefSeq, a predicted model, not a curated record
GUGAAGAAAGCAAUCUGAGGACCAUGCAUCCGUGACUCCUGGACCCAGCCUGUGAGCGAGGGCGAUGGAAGUUCUCGAGGGCCUCCAGCGUACUGCUUCUGUGAGCAUUCCCAAUGGAUGUGCCAACAGGAUUUCCCAAGGAAACAUGGAGGGAGGGAGCACUGAUGCCUUGGAGGCCUGUGGUGCUGAGCACUGCGCCUCUGGCGACGCAGUCCCCGGUGAGCAGGAGGAAACACACAGGUAUAAGAAGACAACCAAGGGCAGCCGGAUCUGGAAUUUUGUCAGACGAAGGAAAGGACUCUCUACAAAUAAAGACAGGCCUCAGUCCAUGAUUCUGCUGGGAGUUGCCUCUGAGGCACCAGAAUUAAAAAAGCCAUCUUUCAUGGACAGGGUACGCUCGUCAAAAAAGGGAAGAUCCUCCAGGACACCCAAGAACGUGGAUUUGAGAGCAUCCAGAGCGCAGGAUGUGUGUGACCCUGAGGAGGACCCUCAUGGCAGCGGGCAGAGGGCUGUCUACAGGGUGAGGAAGCUGGGCGAUGGCCGGCGGCCCUCCCGCCACUCCUACGCGGGGUUCAUCGAGGAUUUGGACUCUUCUUUUGAGGACAUAGAGCUGAACAUCAGCAUUCCUGAACUCGAUGCCACUGAAAGUAAAUGUCUCAGGGAUAUCAGUGGCAGAUUACACGGUGAGGAUAAUGAUGGUAACUGCCACAGAAUAGCGGCCAGGAAGAGCGAGUCUUUGAAUUUUGAACACGUUAAGAGUCCUGCAAUUACAGAAGGGGACAAUCAAAAGAGGUGUGCUGUGCUCCCACAGGAGAGCAGGAGAGGAAGGAGCUCUGAUGUCUGGAGCUAUCUGAAAGGAAUUUCAUUAGCUAGCAAAGAUAAUUCAAAGCUCCCAGAUCAAAGGGCUGAAACCAAUUUCCAGAACUUGGAAAAUACAACUGAUCAUUCCGCUUCUUACUUUGACUUUGAUACAAGAUGUGAGGAAAAUCUCAGCCAGCGAAAAAAAUCAAACGGUGCUGCCAAAGCCACUCACUUUGGGGGUGUCGUGAGGUUCCUGAGCAGCGUGGCCGAGGCGGCCCGGCGGCUGCGAGGCUCCUCCAGGGCGUUCUCCCCCGAUGAGAGGAGGCCUCAGCGCAGUUUCCGGGGCCGCAGGCAGGACGUGGCCUCCCCCAGAGAGGGCCUGGUUAUUGAGAACGAGAGCGCCAAGGCCUUCUGCACAGUGGGAGCCUGCCUGCAGUCCCCGGAUUCGGGCACCUGGGAGAACCUGAGCUUUGAGAGUCUGGGGGGGAAGGAGCCCCUGCAGCACUGCAAAACCACAGAUGGGCUGAAAGGCCUUGGUUCCUCUGGCCUGGACAGUGGCAAUGACAGGCUUAAUGAAACCUCACCUUCUCCCUUUGGGCCAGAGCCAUCCAUGUCCCAUCUGGCAGAGCUUGCACGUGGCUCUUUCACUGAGCUGAACAGCAAAGAUCACUCUGAGGAUCUGGUUGAACUUGCACAGAUGACUCUGGCUGAACCAGUGGAGGACUUAGGCACUAAUCCAGAGAAGACCCAGGUCAUGGCCAGGGACCUGCCACCUUCUCAUGAUCUUUCUGUGAAUAGUCCGGAUACUGUGGAUCUGGCCUGUUCUCCAGCUGCCAGUGGGGACUUUUCUGCAGAAACUGAAAUGCAGACUCACCUUCCACAGGCAUCACCAACUAAACUGGAUUCUGGAGAUGUGGCUUGUGCCCCAGUGGUUGCUAAAGACAUAGCUUCAUCUCCAACAGUAGCUCAGGAGUUUUCAGAGACAGAACUGGAUAAUCAGGACUUGAGAAAUCCUGAGCUGCCUUUGCAAAACUUGUCUGGAAGUGAGCUGGAGUUUCAAGACACGGGCAGUACUCUGGAGAGGGUCGUGGGCAGGGACCUGGCGCCUUCUCCUGAUCUUCCUGUCAGUAAUCUGGAUGCUGCAGGCCUGGGCUGCUCUCCAGCUGCUGAUGGUGCCUUUCCUGCAGUGACUGAGGCUCAGGCCCACCUUGCACAGACAUCACUGGCUAAACUUGAUACUGAGGACGUGGCUUGUGCCCCAGCGAUUGCUAAAGACAUGGAUCCAUCUCCAGCUGCGGCUCAGGCAAUUUCAAGGACAGAACUGGAUAAUCAGGACUUGAGAAACCCUGAGCUGCCUUUGCAAGACUUGUUGGGAGGUGAGCUGGGGAUUCAGGACCUGGGCAGUACUCCAGAGACAUCACAGGCUGUGGGCAGGGAUGUGCCACCUUCUCCUGAUCUUCCUGUGAAUGAGCUGGGUCCUGCAGACUUGGACCAUUCCUCAGCUGCCAAUGGUGACUUCUCUGCAGCACCUGAGGCUCUGAUCCACCUGCCCCAGGCAGCUGUGACUGAAGAGAAGCAAGACACUGUCAGCACUCUGGAGAAGAGUCAGGUCACAAGAGACAGGGACCUGCCACCUUCUCACGACAUUCCCGAGAAUAUUCUGGAUGCUGCGGACAUGGGCUGUUCCGCAGUUGCCGACGUGGACUUUUCUGUAGUGACUUUUUUGAAGUGUUCCACAGUGAAAAGGCAGGGUUUGGAACAGCCUGGUGGCCGCAUUAAAAAGCGGGGAGCCGCUUCAUUUGUGGAACAAAACUCUGUGGAGGUCAUGGACAGAGUGGAAGAGUUUGACUGCAGCACAGAGUGCAGGCCCUUCCAGGUGCACGUCUCGAGGAUUGUUGCUUCUGGACGCCUCAAAAAUGGAAAGCCGACGUCUCCCCCUGCUCAGCCGUCCCCGCAGGCAGAGCCCUUCAAGGCGCUGGUGGAGCGCUGCCGCUCGGAGCCGCUGUCACAGAGCACCCCCAUGGGGCUGGACCAGCUGGGAGGGCGCAUGCAGCACCUGCUCCGCAGGCGUGGUGAGUCUGAGAACGAGCAGGCUUCAAAGACCCUGAAGGUGCGCGGGAACUGCAGGAACGGCGGCCGUCGAUGGAACCUCUUCAAGCCUGGAGCUGAGAAGCUGCAGAUCAGUCGGGUGGAGGGAACUGUGACGUUUCCCAUCGCCUUCAGAUGUGCUCCCUGGUUUUGA